This is a messenger RNA of Penaeus monodon (black tiger shrimp), 553 nucleotides long. RefSeq names its product cuticle protein 8-like. The coding region runs from base 57 to 497 and encodes 146 amino acids. The transcript has 3 exons. The record is from RefSeq and is a predicted model, not a curated record. Lineage: Eukaryota; Metazoa; Arthropoda; Malacostraca; Decapoda; Penaeidae. Gene Ontology annotation, cellular component: extracellular matrix.
CGGUAUAAAAGGGGCUCGCUUGAUGACUGGAGCAUCACACUUCAUCUACCUCCAUCAUGCUGACUAAGACUGUCGUUGCCCUCGCCCUCGUGGCCGUUGCUGCCUCUGCUCCUUCUCAGCCAGGCUAUGGUUAUGCGCCUCAGCCUACCUACGAGGUCCCUGCCAAGUACGACUUCAACUAUGCAGUGAAGGACGACUACUCUGGCAACGACUUCGGUCACCAGGAGGCCCGUGAUGGCUACGACACUCAAGGUUCCUACUACGCUCUUCUUCCCGACGGUCGCCUGCAGAAGGUCGCUUACACUGUCAAUGGCGACUCUGGUUUCGUGGCUGAGGUCAGCUAUGAGGGUGAGGCCCAGUACCCAGAGUACAAGCCUGCACCUGCCUACAAGCCUGCUCCUUACCACCCUGCACCUGCCUAUAAGCCUGCUCCUUACCAUCCUGCCCCUGCCUACGAGCCUACUCCUACCUACGAGACCACUCCAACCUACGCCUAAUUUAAAACUUCGCUUAUAAAAUAUUUCUGAUGGAUAUUUAUUAAACUGAAAUUCUA